AUGAGUAACAAUACAACAUCGAUUGAUUCAAAUCUUAACUAUGAUUAUGAUCGUAAUGGAGCAGUAAUAUAUACAGUAGUUAUAUUAUUAUUUUAUUCACUUUCAUUAUUUUGUUCAUUAAUAUUGAAUAUUGAUCCAGAUGAUGAUGAUUCUUAUGAAAAGAAAUGGAGUGUUUAUAAAGAAAUGAAGAAUAGAAAAACAUUUCAUACAAGUCAUGUAGAUGUUUUAAGUAAGUUAGUAAAAGAAUAUCUUUUACAAAUAAAAGGUUUUUUAUUAGAUAUUCUAGCUGAUCAAACAUUACGUACAAAAUAUUGGAGAAUUUAUUAUGGAGAUGAAAAAUUAAAUUUUCAACCAGAAAAAUUUAUUUCUGCUGAAUCAAAACGUUUAUUUGCUGUUUCACAACUUGUCACUCGAUUAAAUAAUGAACAACGAAAACAUUCAAAUAAACAUGAAGAAUUUAAUGAAUUAAAUGAAAGGAAAACAUAUCGUUCUCUACAAUCUUCACCUGAAGCUACAUCAACACCAUCAUCAUUUUUAUUCAAAUUUAGACGAGCACGUUCAACAUCUGUUCCAAGUGAGAAUAUCAGUUUAAAUACUCCGAUAGAACGAAGAUCCUUUGAUAUACUUUCUCAAACACCAUUAUGUAAACCACCACUUAUUACUGUCACAAAACAUCCAUGA
Adineta steineri is the source of this 681-nucleotide messenger RNA. Lineage: Eukaryota; Metazoa; Rotifera; Eurotatoria; Adinetida; Adinetidae. The record is from the annotation of a GenBank genome assembly.